This is a messenger RNA of Neurospora tetraspora, 879 nucleotides long. RefSeq lists its product as uncharacterized. Bases 1 to 879 code for a protein of 292 amino acids. Lineage: Eukaryota; Fungi; Ascomycota; Sordariomycetes; Sordariales; Sordariaceae. The record is from RefSeq and is a predicted model, not a curated record. The transcript has a single exon.
AUGUUCGGAAAGCGACCUACACCCCAAACCCCUUCGCCCAGGAGCGACAGGAGGUCGAGAAUCACGGAUUACUUCAAACCCAUCCACCACAGUGAGCUCCCAAAGCGAUCCAAGAGGGAGCUGGAGGAAAGCGACGAAACACACGGCCAGCCAGCGAAGAAGCUGAAGACUCGGCAAGACAGACAUACCGCGCACAGCUUCAGGACAGUCCGUCUCCGAGUCGGUGUCCACACGCAUCGCCCCAAGAAGACGGCGACCAGUACCCGUCUGCUCGAUGCAACCGAUGCCGUUCUAGCCGAUCGCCUAGUUGGUCGGCGUUUUGUGGAGGAAAAGAAGCAAGUCGUCGACAAGAAAGUCGCCAGCCCCAAGGACGAGCAUACCGAAAGCGCUCUCUCGAUCCGUCUUCGCAAGAUUCACAAUACACGUAAACCAAAGAAGAGGCCGUCAAGCGCGCGUCUCCUCAACGAUGUUGAUGGCGGCCUGAUGGAUAGCCUUGUCGGUCGAUUCGAGACCACUCGCUAUGAAGAGGAAAAUGAGGAGGACAAGGCGGCCAAGAAAGACGGCAACCUCGAGCACGACAACUCGAAAAACGGCACCCCCUCAAACAAUACCAAUACCUCGAUAGGCGCAACAUCGGCAGGCAUCACUGAAGGCAACGCCAAAAGGGACAGGUACACGACGCCUUCUCCUCGGCCUCUUCCCUCUACACCGGAACACCACGGCUACCAGGGCUCGAGUCCGAGGGACCAGCCUUCAGCCGGUGACAGUCCAUCGUCGUCCCUACUGCCGAGCCCGGUCGUGGAUUUGCCCCUGUCUUCGCCGCCUCUCUCAUACAAUUCCUCUCCCGUUGCAUGGCGUUCUUCCCCGUCGUCACAGUGA